This is a messenger RNA of Durotheca rogersii, 2499 nucleotides long. RefSeq names its product phosphatases II. Gene Ontology annotation, molecular function: phosphatase activity. The transcript is spliced from 2 exons. The record is from RefSeq and is a predicted model, not a curated record. The coding region runs from base 1 to 2499 and encodes 832 amino acids. Gene Ontology annotation, biological process: dephosphorylation. NCBI's taxonomy places the organism in Eukaryota, Fungi, Ascomycota, Sordariomycetes, Xylariales, Xylariaceae.
AUGCAUAUAAAGAAGCUACCCAACGUCGAUGCCGUCCGGGGCGGCGAGAUACACUCCGGCGAGCUCCAUCUCACAGACCACCACCUAGUAUUCGUAUUCCCGAAUGCCCCGACCCACGAUGCACCAUCACAACCAAGUGCUCCGAAGACACGUGAGCUCUACAUCGCCUACCCCAUAAUCAGCAACUGUAUCUUUCGACCAUGUCCCAGCGCUACUGGGCGGCCGUCCUCCAUAAGACUACGGUGUAGAGAUUUCAUCUUUAUCAACUUCAACUUCCUCGACGAGCUCCGUGCUCGGGAAGCCUUUGAACACAUCCGAAAUCGCACGUGUCGCCUGGGCACGAUAGAGAAGUUGUAUGCUUUCAGUUACCAACCCCUGAAGCUCGAGAAGCCGUUCGACGGGUGGCGUCUAUACGAUCCGAGGGCCGAGUUCCGACGUCAGGGGAUUAGCAACAAGUCGGUUGACAGGGGUUGGAGGAUCUCUCUGAUAAACAAGGAUUACACCUUCUCUCCGACUUAUCCAGGGCUCCUUGUUGUGCCCUCCAAGAUCUCCGACAAUGUCAUAAAAUAUGCUGGCUCGUACCGGUCCAGACAGCGCAUACCUGUUUUGACCUAUCUUCACUCCCUUAACAACUGCUCCAUAACGCGAAGCUCGCAGCCGAUGGUGGGCUUCAGAGGGAAUCGUAGCAUCCAGGAUGAGAAGCUUGUCAGCGCGUGUUUUUCUGCGUCCGCUACCGUUGAGUUUAAUGGAAUAGAUGCUUCCGCUCCGGAAACGACAGAGCCCAGUCCAGCUACCAGUCAGGUAGACCUGGGGGAAGACAGUCUGGAAGCGGAGACAUCGGAUACAGAGCGCUUCGAAGAUGAUCUCAUCGCUGGGAACGAUUCUAAUUACGAUUCUAAAACCGGGAAGCGGCUGGUUUACGGUGCGCAGCAAAGCAAUCUCAUCGUGGAUGCCCGGCCCACCAUCAACGCGGUUGUAAUGCAGGCAAUGGGGAAAGGGUCGGAAAAUAUGGAGUAUUAUAAAUUUGCCAAGAAGGCGUACCUGAAUAUCGAGAAUAUUCAUGUCAUGAGAGACUCGCUCAACACCGUCAUAGAAGCCCUCAAAGAGGGUGACAUUUCCCGCCUACCUCCGAAUCGCGAACUGCUCGCGAAAAGCGCCUGGCUCAAGCAUAUCACCGGUAUUCUCGACGGGUCGGCGUUGAUCGCGCGCCAGGUGGGCAUAAGGCAUUCGCACGUCUUGAUACAUUGCUCCGAUGGUUGGGACCGUACCAGCCAACUCUCGGCCCUAUCACAGCUGAUGCUGGAUCCCUACUACCGUACGAUCGAAGGAUUCAUCAUACUGGUCGAAAAGGAUUGGUUGGCAUUCGGACACAUGUUUGCACAACGCUCCGGCCCCUUGAACUGCGAGAAGUGGUUUACCUGCGAAAGGGAUUCCCUGGCUGGUUCUACGCUACAACCUGGGGAGUCAGACGGCCGUGCCGGAGAAGCCUUAGAAAAUGCCUUCGCUAGCGCAAAACGUUUCUUCAAGAACCGUAGUAGCGAAAGCAACGUCGAAUCUGACGGUGACGGUGUUAGUUCACCACCCGAAGACCCAUCGCCAACUAAGAAGCCCGCCUCGGGGACCUCGGAUGCUAGCGAAGCUACCCGGCCGACUGAGAUAUCCCCUGUUUUCCACCAGUUUCUCGAUGCCACCUAUCAGCUCCUACGACAACAUCCCAAUCGUUUCGAGUUCAACGAGCGAUUUUUACGACGGCUCCUUUACCACCUCUACGCUGGACAGUACGGGACGUUUCUGUGGAACAGCGAAAAAGCCCGGAAGGACGCCCGUGCGAGUGAAAAUACGAGGUCGGUGUGGGAUUACUUUUUAUCCCGAAAGCCGGAAUUUGUGAACCGGGACUACGACGCGACAAUCGAUGACAGGCAAAGCGGCCGGGAGAGACUUCUGUUCCCGAAACUAUCCGAGGUGCGUUGGUGGUACCAGCUUUUCGGUAGGACGGAUGCGGAGAUGAAUGAGUAUCUGGAUCUAGUUUCGACGAUGGACGAGAGGAUCGGCAGCUACACGGUGACCGGUACGACGACGCCAAACAGCGGUGGCAGAUCAUCGCGGUCGUCGGCUCAUACCCAACCCGCAAGUUUAACCCAGAGCAAGAGUGUGCUCACAGGCGUAGAAUCUGCGCACGAGGCGCUCACCCAGGACCGAGCAGCGGAAAGUCAGCCAGCAAGUCUCAAGCAUAGCGCCAGUGCCGACACGCCCGGCGCCUUCGCGACGAACUUUUCCAAACUCAGAGACGGCGUCGCCAGCUUAGAUCUCGGACGGGGAUUGUUCGGAGCCGGAUCAUCGAAUAAUAGCGCCGCCGGAGGAGAGAGCAGCAGCAUCAGCAGCGGGAAGAAUACUGCCACUCCGAGGAGUAGUACGGGGGAACAGGAGAUGACGGACAUGUCGUCAUUGACAAGGGCGGGUAAUGGCGAGAAGGGGGACAGUACGGAGGUGACUUCAUGA